Lentinula edodes (shiitake mushroom) is the source of this 1254-nucleotide messenger RNA. RefSeq lists its product as uncharacterized. The record is from RefSeq and is a predicted model, not a curated record. Gene Ontology annotation, biological process: retrograde vesicle-mediated transport, Golgi to endoplasmic reticulum. Lineage: Eukaryota; Fungi; Basidiomycota; Agaricomycetes; Agaricales; Omphalotaceae. The coding region runs from base 82 to 1254 and encodes 390 amino acids. Gene Ontology annotation, cellular component: endoplasmic reticulum; SNARE complex. The transcript is spliced from 3 exons.
GCCAGAUAAUGAGCGUGCCGCGUGGCAGCGCCGAGCGGAGUAAAUUUCGUUUCCCCAGGGCCCUCCUCAUAGAAAAUCUGAAUGGCUCGCAGUGACCGCACAUCAGAAUUUCUAGAUGCAGUGCAGUCUAACAAUUUGGCAGACCAACCCAGAAGCAAACACCCUCAGAAACAACAUGAUCGAGAACGAGAAGAAGCAUCAUUGGGAAAGGAAUACAUUGCGAACGCAUAUACCGUUCUCAACUCUAUCAACAAGUUGACGCGACUGCUUUCUAGCAUUCGCAAACCCUAUCUGAAUAUCGACCAACGUAGUGGGCCGUCGCAUUACCAAGAAACGAUGCGCAUUGACUUUAGCGAGGAUAACUCAUGGGCAAAUAUACGGCAGCUCUCCAAUGAACAGCGCGACCAAAUCGACAUCCAUGCUCGACAAAUCCUCACUCGUUGUUCCGACAAUAUCAAACAAAUGGAAAGCGCGGAAAAGAAGCGUGCAGAACAUGUCUCAAGCCAAGUCAACCGUUUAACACGUCUUCUUCCCGCACGGCUAAGGCAGGACGCGUCUUCUAUAUCUUCGGAUUUCCUAGCAGCACAUCAUUCCAGCAUCACUUGGUAUUUAAGCAGGCGUCUUGCAGAAGUUAGUCAGAAGCAGAAAGAGAUGCAGGAGGAGCGUGUAAAGCGCGAACUGGAGAGGUCGCGGACGCUAGGGUCAGGUGCAGGGUUGGAGGUGUUGAAUAUGACUACGAAUGAUGCGUUCCGGACACAUAACGCCUCGGAACCUCGAGUCUCUGCCUCCAGCAGCUGGUUGGGAGACACAUCAUCAAGUUUAAUUGCUGCAACUAUAGGCGCACCAACCAUAGACGAGACGCACCGUCCUGGUCCUUCAUUUCCUUUACCCGAUACAGCACCUCCUUCCGAUGAUGAAGAUGAUUUCGAGCUAUCAUCAUCACAGAUCCUGCAGUUCGAGACUGAAAAUGCGAAUAUCCUGCGCUCAGUACAGGAAACCCUAGAUUCUGUUCAUCAAGCAGAAUCACGGUUGAUGGAAAUAAGUGCGUUACAGAUGGAGUUAGUAGAACACUUGACGAAGCAGACGGUGUUAACUGAUCAGCUAUACGAAGACGCCAUAGCGUCGACGUCAAUGGUGGAAAAGGGGAAUGCCCAGCUUCGUGAAGCUCGAAGACGGUCAAAGGAUAGCAGAUUUUUCAUUCUCGUGUUUUUCAUCAUUUCGAGUUUGAGCCUACUAUUCUUACAUUAUUACUAG